Arvicola amphibius (Eurasian water vole) is the source of this 5520-nucleotide messenger RNA. It is a transcript of the gene Abcb7, whose product is annotated as ATP binding cassette subfamily B member 7. Gene Ontology annotation, molecular function: ABC-type transporter activity; ATP hydrolysis activity; ATP binding. Bases 20 to 2278 code for a protein of 752 amino acids. The record is from RefSeq and is a predicted model, not a curated record. The transcript is spliced from 16 exons. Gene Ontology annotation, biological process: transmembrane transport; intracellular iron ion homeostasis. Gene Ontology annotation, cellular component: mitochondrial inner membrane. Lineage: Eukaryota; Metazoa; Chordata; Mammalia; Rodentia; Cricetidae.
UCCUCUUUCCUCGCUCAAGAUGGCGCUGCUCGCGACACAUUCUUGGCGUUGGGCAGCCGCGGCGGCCGCUUUCGAAAAACACAAACAUUCGGCUGUUCUGACCCGGCCUCUAGUCUCCAUCUGCGGCUCAGGCCCGCGAUGGAGGUCGCAGCAGAGCGGCGCGUCAGGAAGCGCUCGAAUCUACCAGAAUACAGAACCAUUAAGAAAUGCUACAUGGCAGAGAUUGGGAAAAGACAAUUCAAGACAGUUAUUAGAUGCUUCAAAGGCUCUCCAGGCAUGGCCACUGAUAGAAAAGAGAACAUGUUGGCAUGGGCACGCAGGAGGAGGACUCCACACAGACCCAAAAGAAGGGUUAAAAGAUGUUGAUACUAGGAAAAUUAUUAAAGCAAUGCUUUCUUAUGUGUGGCCCAAAGACAGGCCAGAUCUACGAGCCAGAGUUGCCAUCUCCCUGGGAUUUUUAGGUGGUGCAAAGGCCAUGAAUAUUGUGGUUCCUUUCAUGUUUAAAUAUGCUGUAGACAGCCUCAACCAGAUGUCGGGAAACAUGCUGAACCUGAGUGAUGCACCAAAUACAGUUGCAACCAUGGCAACAGCAGUUCUGAUUGGCUAUGGUGUAUCAAGAGCCGGAGCUGCCUUUUUCAAUGAAGUUCGAAAUGCCGUAUUUGGAAAAGUAGCCCAAAAUUCAAUCCGAAGAAUAGCCAAAAAUGUAUUUCUUCAUCUUCACAACUUGGAUCUGGGUUUCCAUUUGAGCAGACAGACAGGAGCUUUAUCUAAGGCUAUUGACAGAGGAACAAGGGGUAUUAGUUUUGUCCUCAGUGCUUUAGUGUUUAAUCUUCUCCCUAUCGUGUUUGAGAUGACGCUUGUCAGUAGUGUUCUGUAUUACAAAUGUGGUGCCCAGUUUGCAUUGGUAACCCUGGGAACACUUGGUGCAUAUACAGCAUUCACAGUUGCGGUUACACGGUGGAGAACUAAAUUUAGAAUUGAAAUGAACAAAGCAGAUAAUGACGCAGGUAACGCUGCUAUUGACUCACUGCUGAAUUAUGAAACUGUGAAGUAUUUUAAUAAUGAAAAAUAUGAAGCACAGAGAUAUGACAGAUUUUUGAAGACAUACGAGACUGCUUCAUUGAAAAGUACCUCUACUCUGGCUAUGCUGAACUUUGGCCAAAGUGCUAUUUUCAGUGUUGGAUUAACAGCUAUAAUGGUGCUUGCCAGUCACGGAAUUGUGGCAGGUGCCCUUACCGUCGGAGAUCUAGUAAUGGUGAAUGGACUGCUUUUUCAACUUUCAUUACCCCUUAACUUCCUGGGAACUGUAUAUAGAGAGACAAGACAAGCACUCAUAGAUAUGAACACUUUGUUUACCCUGCUCAAGGUCGACACACGGAUUAAAGACAAAGUGAUGGCGCCUCCCCUUCAAAUAACACCACAGACAGCCACAGUGGCCUUUGAUAAUGUGCAUUUUGAAUAUAUUGAAGGACAGAAAGUCCUUAGUGGAGUAUCUUUUGAAGUCCCUGCAGGAAAGAAAGUGGCCAUUGUAGGAGGUAGUGGGUCAGGAAAGAGCACAAUAGUGAGGCUGCUGUUUCGCUUCUAUGAACCUCAGGAGGGUAGCAUUUAUCUUGCUGGUCAAAAUAUACAAGAUGUGAGCCUGGAAAGUCUUCGGAGGGCAGUGGGAGUAGUACCUCAGGAUGCUGUCCUCUUCCAUAACACUAUCUACUACAACCUUUUAUAUGGAAACAUCAGUGCUUCACCAGAGGAAGUAUAUGCAGUAGCAAAAUUAGCUGGUCUUCAUGAUGCAAUUCUUCGAAUGCCACAUGGAUAUGACACACAAGUUGGGGAACGAGGACUCAAACUAUCAGGAGGAGAAAAACAGAGAGUAGCAAUUGCAAGAGCCAUUUUGAAGGACCCCCCAGUUAUUCUCUAUGAUGAAGCUACGUCAUCAUUAGACUCAAUAACUGAAGAGACUAUUCUUAGUGCCAUGAGGGAUGUGGUGAAGCACAGAACUUCUAUUUUCAUUGCACACAGAUUGUCAACAGUGGUUGAUGCAGAUGAAAUCAUUGUCCUGAGCCAGGGGAAGGUAGCUGAACGUGGUACCCACUAUGGUCUGCUUGCUAACUCUAGCAGUAUCUACUCAGAGAUGUGGCAUACACAGAGCAGUCGUGUACAGAACAAUGAUAACCUCGGAUGGGGUGCAAAGAAAGAAAGGAUCUCCAAAGAAGAGGAAAGGAAGAAGCUCCAAGAAGAAAUUGUUAACAGUGUGAAAGGCUGUGGCAAUUGUUCCUGCUAAGGCACACAAGACUAUUUUUGUCUUUUUUUGUUGUUGUUGUUGUCUUGUUUGGUUUUAGAGUACACAUUUGCACUGAAGCAAAACUUUUUCAUAAAAAUUCAAAUUAUACAUUCCCGUUCGUUUAAUCUUAUUAAAUAACAUAUUUGAAGGAGGGUUUGAUUUGUAUGUCUUUCACCAUCUUUUGAAUGUGACAUCUAUAAUUAUCCCCCAAGUUAUUUUAUUCCUGCCCCAGUUGUGUUCAGUGCAUGAUUUUUGUUACCAUUUGGAUUUGACCCUAUAGUCAUUUUUGAAGUCUGAUAUUCAUUUGCUAUCGAUAACCAGAUGAAAUAGAGUGAUUUCCAAAUUUAUGUAGUAUUUAAACCUCCUUUAUGCUGACAAGUUGUAGAGAGAGUGGCUUUUUUCUCUUCAAAUUAAACAGGAAUAAAAAAGAGAAGAGUGUAGUUUUUCUCUUCCUUCCUCCAUCCAAUUAUAGUUCUUUGUCAGUCUGAAAAUUAGUUUGCAAAUACAUUUAAUGUUGGUACUUAUCAAAAUGAACUGUACUUAUACUUUGGGCAUUUUCCUUUUGGACACCUAUAGUAAGAGUUAUUAUUAUGUCCUUUUGGGGGGAAAAACUCACAUUGGUAUAGAAUAUUAUCUUUAAUCGCCACUGCAACUCUUCCCUAGUGAUUGGAAUUUUAUUUUGACCCCUCGCCCAAGUUUUUGUUUUGAACCAAAAUUUAUUAAUUUUUAUUUCAAGUCUCAGAAACCUUGAUGUCAUUUGAAAGAUACUAUACUGAUAAUGGUCCCCAAAGUUUAAGGAGUUAAUGGUCUUUCCUAUUUCUAUCUUAAAUGCACUGCUUUUGCCAUCUGAAGUUAUACAGUGAAAUAAGUAAAUAGGAUGUUGUGCAUCCACACAUGGGAAUGUCUGUGUACAUGCUAAUAUAUGUAUAUAAGUCAGUGUCCCCUUCAAAUUAUUAAAAACAUUUGAUAAAUAUGAAAGAAUUCCAUCCAUAGGUAUAUUCUUUAGAUGACCAGAUCUCUUAAUCUGUAUUGACACUUCAGAAUUGCAGUUUAUUGUAACGCUUUUUCUUACUUAUUCAUAAUUUAAUGAAUUUGUGUUAAGUCUACUGUAAAAGAGAAACUAAGUGAUAUAGAAAAAACAUUUUACCUGUUAGAAAUAAUUAUUAAAAUGAUAAUACACAUUCACUUAAAAAGAUGUUCUCUUAAUUCAGGCAUAGUAAUGUACACCUGGAGUCUCAGCAUCAGGAGGUUGAGUCCAGGAGUUUGAGGCUAACCUGGGCAAUAUAGUGAGACCCUUUCUCUUCAAACCGAAAAUGGAAACAAAAAGUUCUUCUCUUGUUUCAGUAUGAAUUUAAUUUGUUUGAUAAUACCCAUUCAUUUUGAAACGCGGAUCUCAUGAAUGGCCACAUAAUCAUUUGUAAUGUGGCUUUAUUUCUCAGGAAAGGUCCUAAACUGCUUGUUACAUUAUGGUUUUAAUGUGUUUUAAAUGAUAAUUUAGUGUGGGAGAGAUUAAUAUUUUUUGAUUUGUGUUAUUGUAAUUGGUGAAUAAAUAUCUUCUGUUAUAUAAUAGUUUGCUAAUCUGAAGCCAGUAUUUCAGUUAAUCUUUGAUGCCAAAGUAAUUUUUGCAGGAUCUUGCUUUUUAAAUUGAAAGUAACACUGCUACGUUUUGUGGUUUGUUUUGUUGAUAUUUCUUGCUCUCAAGAUGUAGUUAUCAGUGCUAUUCUCGAGGGGGGAAGAGUACAUCCUUUGAAUAAAUCAGUUACAUUACUGCAGAUGUGAUUAAAUUUAGAUAAAAAUUUUGCAUCACUAUUAAUUUCACUACAUUUGCAGCAAUGCUGAUGGAGACGAUGGAACUCACACAGACAAGCAGAGUGUAAUAAUCAUUAUUAGAAUUCUUCUUCAAGUGUACAUAGCAGUGUUCAAAGAAAGUUAUUUUGUGAUAUAGGGAACAUUUACUCCAAGAAAGUAGGAAUAUUUUCAGGGUAGGUAUAAUAUUCCCACUAAGAUUUUGAAACUAUUUUCUUUUCAUAUGUUUGCAGGUGGUCCUUUGGCAUUUGUAGUCAUUAACCUAUCGUUUGGCUAACAAAGCUAAAAUUAUCUGAAAAAGACAAUUAGAGUAGAGUCAGUAACUAAGUCUUAAAGACAUUUUUUUAAAAAUUACAUCAUCCUUAGGUGGUUCUAUAGAGGGAAAUAAUAGACAGAUGAAGAUAAAAGACAAGCUUCCUGGGAUGAUUCAGUCAUGGGAAAUGCCAAGAAAAGGGCAGUUAAUUAUAAUGCACUAAUUUUACAUCACAAUAUUACAUAAUUACGCAAAAAGGAUAAUGUGUAUAAAUUAAAAAAGAACUCAGCGUUGCAGCAGUGUUUUUAAUGUAUUGGGAAGAGUAAGCUAUACUUUUCAAAUUUGAGUUUGAAAAUAGAGCAAGAUAAUGGGGGUUCAUUUCUUAACAUCUCUUUUUUUAAGGAUUAAAAAAUUUAUUCUCUUAAAGAAAUCCCACUUUACAAAAAUUAGCUUGAAGCCAAGGUAAUUUAGGAUCAUAAAACUGGGCCAGAUGCCUUACUGAUCGUCCUUAACAUAGAACUGUCUUGUUGUGCAGAUGGGCUCAUUUGGAAAUUUUUAACAGCUCAAGCCAGGGUCACUUGUGAGAAUCAGGGAGACCUUCACAUCUGAAUAUGAACAGUCUCAAGAUAUGAAUACCUCUGCAGGGAUUUGCACCUCUCAUAUACCUUACAAUGAAUAUUCUGACUUUCUCUUCCCUGUUGACAGAUCUCAGUUUUUGAAGAUGGCUGUUUUUUAAAACUUGUUUUACUCUGAAGGCCAGGUAUUUAAAAGUUGUAUAAUUCCUUGUUUCUAGAUCGCUUUUCCAUACUGCCAUCUUGUUCCUAUCCUUCCUACUUGCUGAAUAUAUCACCAAGUAGCAGCCUUUUCUGUAUAUAUUUCUAAUUCCCUCAUCUCAUAACUUGAUUACAAGAUAUUCUGUUGUGAAUUAGCAGUUAAAAGUGUUUAAAUAUGUUUGUAAUUACAGUUUGUUUUUAAUUAUAGAAAAAUUCUUUCUUUUCCCUUCUCUGAGUAUAUUGAUUUGGAAUGUAAACUGUAUGCUAAAUUACAACAUUGAGUGAGACAUUCUGGAUAAAGCUGAUUGAGACAAAACAUCUCAGCCAAGGAUUUACCACAAUUCUCUUGCUUAUAGCAACCUGUGCAGAUAAUCAUUACUGAAUAAAUACACUGUCUUUGUGCCUAGAAA